Pelmatolapia mariae (spotted tilapia) is the source of this 3228-nucleotide messenger RNA. Its product is annotated as synaptosomal-associated protein 23-like. Gene Ontology annotation, biological process: exocytosis; synaptic vesicle priming; synaptic vesicle fusion to presynaptic active zone membrane. The transcript is spliced from 8 exons. Gene Ontology annotation, cellular component: plasma membrane; SNARE complex. Lineage: Eukaryota; Metazoa; Chordata; Actinopteri; Cichliformes; Cichlidae. The record is from RefSeq and is a predicted model, not a curated record. Gene Ontology annotation, molecular function: SNAP receptor activity; syntaxin binding. Bases 366 to 1079 code for a protein of 237 amino acids.
GAAAAACCUGCUUUUAUCGUCUAUAAAUAGUGGAAUCAAAUGUCGCAGUUUAGGCUUUGCUUGUCUGGUAUGAUGUCAUAGGUCCCCUUGUUUGUUAUUAGUCAACCCUCCUACCCAAAACAUGACACACUUUCCUCCUCGGCAUAAUAAAUAGGUUGUCUUUAUUCAAGACAGCCUGUAAGGACAAAUCGUUGAACAAUAAAACAUCAAGAGUGAAAUGAGGAUAUGUGUUCAACGUGAUUGGAAUAAGACGCCACCUGUGCUCCAAUCAAAUCUGGAGGAACAGGUUUGGGUAGAAGAACAAGAAACGCAUUUCCCUGUGUGGUGUUUGCCACUUGUGCUUGGUCAAGUGAAGAAACUGCAACAUGAAUCGGCCUCAGACUAUUGAGCUCAGUAAGACGGGAGGAGCCUCCAAACAGGACACCAGCAACAUGGAUGAUAUGACUGUGGAACAGAUGGCGAUUAGGGCCAACCAAGUGACUGAUGAGUCACUUGAAAGCACACGGAGGAUGCUACAGAUGGCAGAAGAGAGCAAACAAACAGGCGUCAACACAAUGGUGAUGUUGGACCAACAAGGAGAACAGCUGAGCCGUGUGGAGCGAGGCAUGGAUCAGAUCAACCAGGACAUGAGACAGGCUGAGAAAAACCUUACCGACCUCUCCAAGUGCUGUGGCAUCUGUGUCUGCCCCUGUGAUAGAGUGUCAUCAAUCGAGAAUGACUCACGAUAUAAGCGUACCUGGGGUACUGGAGGAACUGAAGGUGAAAAUGAUGCAGAUGGCUCAAAAGUGGUCUCAACACAGCCUUCAGGCGUCCGCAAUGGCCAGGCUGCCCAGGUUAAUGCUGCGGGACCAUCAGGCCCAUACAUCCAGAGAAUAACCAAUGAUGCACGUGAAGAUGAAAUGGAGGAGAAUUUGGAUGCGGUCGGCAGCAUCCUUGGCAACUUGAAAAACCUGGCUGUGGACAUGGGAAGUGAGAUAGACAAGCAGAACAAACAGAUUGACCGCAUCAAUGACAAGGCGGACAUGAACAAGCUGCGCAUUGAUGAAGCAAACCAGAGAGCCAACAAGCUCAUCAAAUAGACGAGAAAUCCCGCUUCUGCUAGUUUUAUCAACCUUGAGCCUCUCUCGCCACACACACAGACACACACACACACACACACAGACACACACACACUCACACACUGUAUAUUUGUGCGCAUCUGCAAACAUACUUUGCAAGUAAAAAGAAAUUCUCUCAUGAAGAAGUUUUGCCAGUAGUGUGCCUGCCUUUAUCGCACUAAGUUGUAAGUAGAGUGAAGACAACUUCUUAGACUGUCCACCACUAUUCACACCCUUUUACACACACGCCUAGUCAUGCUGGACUGUGAGAAACAGUGUGAGAUACUUCAGUAAGUGGCUGACUGCCUAUCACUGCUGUUUGAUACCAAACUACAUACAUGUAACCUUCACAGGGAGGGAAGUGGCACGUUUGCUGCUUUCCAUUUUGUUUUGUUUUUUUUGUUUGUUUGUUUGUUUUCUUUCUCAUCUAAGUCAAGAAUAAUGAGCUGUUUUGUCGAUGUAUGACCAUUAACUCAUCAAAACUGAUAAGCUGUUGUCUCCAUACAGCCUCAUGUAGUUUAAAAGGAAACAUCAACUCUGGUCUGAAAUGCAUCUUACUCAAAUCCUUAUAGGUUCAUUGUGUAAUUAGGUUGAUUGUAUCAUGUGUAAUGCUUUGAUAUUAUUUGCUUAUUUAAUUACUCAUGAAGCAGAAAUGACUUGCGAAUAAAGUUCUCUUUAACACUUUGUUCCCAUGUCAUUUAUGCCUGUUCAUAUAAAAGGGCUAUUUAAAAAAUAAAAAUCUAAUGUUGUACCUGAAUGAAAGAAUUUUGAUGUUAUUACUACUUAAAAUUUCUGACAGAUGGGGAGUUAAGGUCAUUGUAAUUACUUGCUACAAAUAGAUGACCUGUGGUUAGAAACAUUGUAUAGCAAUCACUCGUCCUUCUUAUGAGAAGGAAGGUCUGCAAGGAUCAUGAGGUAUGUUUAUCAUUACCUGCCCUGAAGCGUUUAGUUUACUUCACAAUAACACUGAACUUGGGAAAUGUAACAGUGGGUGAACAGCAGUAGGUGAACUACUCUCUUCCAUGUUCACUGUUUCUUCACUUUGAUCACAGUGUUGAUGUAAAUACUGUUUAAUUGCCUCUAGUCAUCAGGUUUAUCUGAUUUCUUAACUUUGUUUCCUCUUAAUGGUUAAUGGAGAUUAGUAGCUUACAAGAGGAGACGUAACGUGUGCAGGGUUUCUACACGUGUCCAAUGUGUAGAAAAUUCCUCUCAAAUUUGAUAAUUGCGCAACUGUUCAGUUCUGAACCACAGAUGAGCAUUGUUUAACCUGAUGUGAGGUCUCUUUAUGUACUGGGUUCAGGCCAGUUGGUUACUAAAAACUUGGCAUUUUAAAAACAAUAGCUUAGAGAAAUGAGUCCAGAAAACAUUCUGAUUUUUAAAACGUGGGGAAAUCUGUAGGAACCCAAUCAAUCUUAUACACGAUGUACGGUUGUGUUGUAACAGCCACUGCAUCGUAAAAGGCUCCUCUUACAUGUGUAAAUAGUCUUUACAGCACAGCUAUGGUAUAAUAUCAUCUGACGAUGGAAAGGAGAAUUUAAAUUUGUUUUGUCGAAGCUGUACCCAGGCUGAGAAAUCGUCGCUGGCAGCAAAAAUGCAAAAAGUAUACAUGUAAGUGAAAGUUGUUAAAGGGGUAAACAAAGAGGCACAAUAAGUCCUGGUGGGUUGUAUUAAGGCUCGCUGAAGAAAAUUGGCCAUUGAUAAAGGGAUACAGUGUGCCAAAGUAUCUCUCGUAUGAAUCUUCUUGCUUAUUUGUUUUGAAGAAAAAUUAUAAUUUGUAUGCUGUGCUGCAGGCAUAUACCUACUCGGUUUGUAAGGAUUGAAAUGAACUGUUUUCAGGGCUUUGUAUUGCUAUAAGUGAUCAUCCUCAGCCUGUUACGUAUGAGCUCGGAUCUAAUUAGUCUAUUCUAAAGCUGCCUUGCUGUCUUGAAGCUGUUUAUUCAUUGUUUCACCCACAGCCACUGGAAUGUAAAUACAACCGUUUUGUGUAUUUUAAAUAUGUUCAUAUGGAGCUCAUCUUAUCUGAAAUUAGCUCGGUGACUGGAUGACUGCUUAAAGUGAAAAUGCCUUCUGUUUCAUGCUUGCCACUGUUGAAUUGUUUAUACUCAAUAAAUCUAUUCUGAAAUUCAAUUGA